GACACUGCACUCUGUGAGAUGUUAGGAAGCCCGGAGUUUCCACUGUUAUCUAAGAAAGGAGAUGUCACUAUUGGAGGAACAUUCUCCAUCCACAGCCAAAUUUCAAAGCCUCCACUCGCCUUCAGAGAUACUCCAGAGCCUCUCAUGUGCUCCGGGUUAAAUUUCAGGGAACUUCGUUUUGCCGAAACAAUGAUUUUUGCCAUUGAGGAGAUCAACAAUAGCAGCUAUUUAUUGCCUAAUAUUUCAGUUGGUUAUAAGAUCUUUGACAGCUGUGGUUCAACGCUGCCUUCGACACAUGCAGCAAUGGGUCUAAUGAAUGGACAGGAAAGGACUGUGAGAAAAACCUGCUCAAGCCAGUCAUCUGUUCAUGCCAUCAUAGGAGCCUCCGAGUCCUCCUCAACCAUUGUGAUGCUACAAGUUUCAGGGAUUUUCCAAAUACCGGUGAUCAGUCACUUUGCCACAUGUGCUUGUCUGAGCAACAGAAAUGAGUACCCCUCUUUCUUCAGAACCAUACCCAGUGACUACUACCAGAGCAGAGCCCUGGCAAAACUGGUAAAACACUUUGACUGGACAUGGGUUGGCACAGUUAGAAGUGACAAUGACUAUGGGAAUAGUGGCAUGGCAACAUUUAUCGCAGCUGCAAUCCAGGAGGGGGUUUGUAUUGAAUAUUCAGAAGCUAUCUCAAGGACUGACUCCAGUGAGCACAUUGCCAGGGUGGUCCAAGUGAUCCGUACCGGUAGCGCAAGAGUUUUAGUUGCCUUCCUUGCCCAGAGCGAAAUGGACAUUCUUCUAGAGGAAGUUCUGAACCAGAAUUUGACUGGGUUGCAGUGGGUGGGCAGUGAAUCCUGGGUUACAGCAGGUUAUUUUGCCAGUAAAAGGUACUCUGGCAUCCUGACAGGGACUCUGGGCUUCAGUAUUAGAAGGACAAAGAUCACAGGCCUGCAAGAGUUCCUUUUACAAGUUAACCCAACCCAGGAUCCUCAGAAUAAUCUGCUGAGAGAGUUCUGGGAAGCAACAUUUGGCUGCAAAUUUCAAUCCAGUCUGCAUGGUGAGACUCAGUGCACUGGCUCUGAGAGACUGCAGGAAAUUAACAAUCCUUUCACAGAUGUGUCACAACUACGGAUAUCUAACAAUGUGUAUAAGGCUGUGUAUGCUGUGGCUUAUGCCAUGCAUAACAUGUUAAACUGUGGGCAAAAUGGUGAAGUGGUAAAUCAGUCAUGUAUCUGGAAAGAGCACUUCGAGUCAAAACAGGUUGUAAAACAUCUCCAAGGUGUGAAUUUCACUCUUCAGUCAGGAGAAAGAGUAUAUUUUGAUGUAAAUGGAGACCCUGCAGCAGUUUAUGAGCUGGUGAACUGGCAGAGAAAUGAAGCAGGAGAUAUUGUAAUUGUGGGUAUAGGUAGCUACAAUGCUUCACAGCAAAAUGGAAAGCAGCUUACCAUAAGUGGAAUAAACAUAACAUGGGCUGCUGAAUCCCUGCAGAGGCCACAGUCUGUCUGCAGUGAGAGCUGUCUGCCAGGUUUCCGGCAGGCCGUUAUUAAAGGUAAACCCAUCUGCUGUUUCUCCUGUGUUGCCUGUGCUGCUGGUGAGAUCAGCAACUCCAGUAAUUCUGCAGAGUGUUCACGGUGUCCACUGGAGUACUGGCCAAAUGAAGAUCACAGCCAGUGUGUUCCAAAGGUGAUCGAGUUCCUAUCUUAUGAAGAAACCAUGGGGGCCCUCCUCACCUCUUUCUCAUUAUUUGGUGCAAGUUUAACAUUGGUGGUGUCAUGCGUCUUCUUUCGAUUUCGUCACACACCUCUUGUCAAAGCCAGUAACUCUGAACUGAGCUUCCUGCUGCUCUUCUCCUUGACUCUGUGUUUCCUGUGUUCUCUGACCUUCCUAGGCCAGCCCACCAAGUGGUCCUGCAUGCUGCGACACACAUCUUUUGGUAUUGCCUUUGCUUUGUGCAUGUCCUGUAUUUUGGCUAAAACCUCAGCAGUGGUGAUUGCUUUUAAGGCUAGAAGGCCAGCAAACACAGUUCCUCAGUGUUCUCACCUGCUUCAGAGAACAAGUGUUCUUAGCUGUACUUUACUGCAGGCAUUAGUUUGCUUGCUGUGGUUAAAUCUCGCUCCACCAUUCCCAUACAAAAAUGCAGCUCAUGCCACUGAAAGGAUUAUUCUCGAGUGUGAUUUGGGUUCAACUAUAGGGUUCUGGGCUGUGCUGGGGUAUAUAGGACUCCUGGCUGCACUAUGCUUCAUCCUGGCUUUUCCGGCUCGAAAGCUACCUGAUAAUUUCAAUGAAGCCAAGUUUAUCACCUUCAGCAUGUUGAUAUUCUGUGCAGUCUGGAUCGCUUUUAUUCCAGCAUAUGUCAGCUCUCCUGGGAAGUUCACUGUAGCAGUAGAGAUAUUUGCUAUGCUGGCCUCCAGUUUUGGACUGCUUUUCUGUAUAUUUGCUCCAAAAUGUUAUAUUUUACUAUUAAAACCAGAGAGAAAUACAAAAAAAUAUAUGAUGGGGAGAAACCAGUCAGAAUCUAUAUAA
This is a messenger RNA of Monopterus albus (swamp eel), 2514 nucleotides long. RefSeq names its product olfactory receptor C family, h1 (gene olfch1). The record is from RefSeq and is a predicted model, not a curated record. Bases 19 to 2514 code for a protein of 831 amino acids. The transcript is spliced from 6 exons. Gene Ontology annotation, cellular component: plasma membrane. NCBI's taxonomy places the organism in Eukaryota, Metazoa, Chordata, Actinopteri, Synbranchiformes, Synbranchidae. Gene Ontology annotation, molecular function: G protein-coupled receptor activity. Gene Ontology annotation, biological process: G protein-coupled receptor signaling pathway.